AUGCAUGAUCUUAUCCAUGAUCUGGCACUUUCAGUUUCCAGUCCCUUUUGUUGCCAAGUGAAUGAUAUGAAACAUUUUGAUGAAAAAUCUCGUCAUGUAUCACUGCUUUCAGAACAAGUUGAGAAGCCUGCAAUAGAGAUCGCCAACAAAUCGAAGAAGCUGCGCACACUUUUACUUCCAGUUCAACACUUGCAACUGAGAGCCUUUGGGAAAGGACAAGGUGAGAUAAUUCACUCACUUACAUAUAUGCGUGUGCUAGACCCGAGUUCAAGCACAGUUGUCACACUGUCAGAUUCAAUUGGGAGGUUGAAGCUCUUGCGCUACCUCGAUUUAUCGGCAACUGAAAUCAGAAAGCUCCCUGACUCGGUAUGCAACCUCUUCAAUUUGGAGACGUUGAAACUUUUGCGUUGUCCUUGGAUUUUCAAUUUGCCCAAGAACUUCAAAACUCUUGUCAACCUGAGACAUCUGGAGCUAGAUGAAAUUUUCUGGUACAAGGCCUUGAUGUUGCCACGAAGCAUGGGGUGUCUAACCAGUCUGCACAACUUGCACAAAUUUCCGGUUAGCCGCGAAACAGGAAACAAACUUGAAGAAUUGAAUAACAUGGUGUACCUUAGAGGAACGUUGCACAUGUCAAAGCUGGAAAAGGGUGGGCUACCAACCUCCCUCCUGCAUCUCUCUAUCCAACGCUGUGCCUCGCUGAUAGAACAAUGCGGGAAGGAAGGCAGUGAUUGGCCCAAGAUCAAACAUAUCCCUGAUCUGGAAAUGGGGAUGCCAUCCACCGAAACUGCAACCUCAUCACCAUCUUCUUCUUCAGCAGCUUGGUACCAUCUUGGUGGGAGCUGCGCUUGCAGAGGACAAGCUUCAAAAGGAAAAAUGGUUGCAGAAUGAUGCCAAGCUUCUCGCAAUGCAGGACAAGUUCGUACAGUAUUCCGUUCAUCUCUAUUAGGCAAUCAUUAGCUCGUAGCUUGAGAUAUAUUUCAUGCAUGCUUAACACAUAUGCAUCUCAAGCAAAGUACUAUAAUCAACCAAUUAUGUUAAAGGCUCUAUAUGAUUGACUUGCAGAGGGAUCUGAAGCUGGACGGAAAGCCUUGAGACGACGUGUUUCUGGAAUCCAGCAUGAUGGUGAAAAUCAAAGUGUACGCAGCCAGUUGACGAGAGAGACAAUGCAUUGCAUUCUAAAUCUAUAACCUAAGUUGUUUAGUUUCUAUACAAUAAGCAGCCUUCCUCCAUCUUCCUCCACCUAUGUUGGAAGGGAAGACUGCCCGAUGAAUUUAUGAUUCAAAGUCAUAUGUACAUACAAAUUAUUACAAAACAGAAUGGUAAUAAUUCAAACCCGGGUUUCAUAUUA
Molecule: messenger RNA, 1348 nt
Organism: Pyrus x bretschneideri (Chinese white pear)
Lineage: Eukaryota; Viridiplantae; Streptophyta; Magnoliopsida; Rosales; Rosaceae
Product: putative disease resistance protein At3g14460
Exons: 3
Coding region: 1-888 (295 amino acids)
Source: RefSeq, a predicted model, not a curated record